This is a messenger RNA of Lottia gigantea (owl limpet), 9063 nucleotides long. RefSeq lists its product as hypothetical. NCBI's taxonomy places the organism in Eukaryota, Metazoa, Mollusca, Gastropoda, Lottiidae. Gene Ontology annotation, biological process: DNA repair. The coding region runs from base 1 to 9063 and encodes 3020 amino acids. Gene Ontology annotation, molecular function: protein serine/threonine kinase activity; protein binding. The transcript is spliced from 59 exons. The record is from RefSeq and is a predicted model, not a curated record.
AUGGAAAAAACAUACAAUACUAAUAGUGGGACCAUCAGAUCCUCAGAGGGCAUGGAUUACCUAUCAGAUGUACAUAGUUGUUGUAGAGCUUUAGUUUCAGAUAAAAUUACAGAAAGAAAGAAAAGUGCAGAAAGGUUACAUCAAUUGCUGGGAAAGACCACUGUAAUUCAAACCAUAGAUAUAAAUUCAGAUGAAAAACCAAGUAAAAAGAGCAGGCGUCUUCUAACAUGGGAUGACAUAUUUAAGGCAGUGAUUCAAUAUGUUCAAAUUGAAACAGAGCAUAUAAAGAAAGGAAAAUCUACUUCUGCCACCUCACAACAAACUAAAGAAAAGAAGAAACAGGAAGUUAGUGGUUUAGUAAAGUAUGUUGUUAAAACAGCUGAUAAACGUGGUCCCAGAUUAAAGUGGAAUAGCUUAGUAACAAGUAUAUUAGAAAUUUUAGCUGAUGACUAUAUGUGUGCUUCGUACGGUUUAGAUUUUAGUAACAUAUUGAUGAAAAAUGUGCUACCUGUAAGGAAAUAUUGGAUUGAACUCAAGCCUGAAUCAUGGCAUGAUUUAUUGAGAGAAUAUUUUAAGUUAUUUGUUGAUGAAGAGUGUAAACUAGAUCGUGUUCUGAUGGCUAGGUUGAUUCAUCUUCUUCUUUCUGGUGCCUCAAGACAAUGUGAUUUACAUCCAAAGAAAAUAUUCCAGUUUUAUACUGAAGUAUUUAAAAACAUCAGAUCAGAAAAAGCAACGAAGGUUUUAGAACAUAUAUUAUCAUCAUUAAAUAUAUUUGUUCUAUCAGUAGCAUCUAAUUCACGGUUACAAGUGUGUAAAUUAGGAGAGAAUAUCUUCAUUAAUCUCCUGUAUUUAUGGAACAAUAGACCCUCACCUAUUAUGAAGGAUGAAAUAGUAUCAUUUCUGAGUAUCCAGUUACAAUCACACCAUCCUGGUGGUUCAAAAAGUACAGCUAAUGGUGCUUUUGCUCUUGAUUGGGAUCAGUGGAUGAGUCAUUUGCGUAAGCUAUAUGAAGUGCUUUAUACAGAUUUGAAAGAAAUGGGAGGCAGACACAGAUUUUCAUCAAGUAAAGAUUUUGCUUUGAAACAAGAUUAUGUUGAAUUAGCAGCUGAUGUUUGUCACCAGCUAUUUGAUGACACCGCCACUACCAUAGACGUAACACAGUUACCAUCAACCAGUACUAAUGGUACACCGGCUAAAAAACGUCGACUACUAUCAGGCUGGUCAACAUUAAGAGAUAUUAUAAUACAGUUUAGCAACGUAAUGCAAGUUAUACCCUGGUUACAGUUAUUAAGUCGAGUAAUUGAAAAAUAUCCUAAUGACAUUCCUCAAGAUGAACUUAAACCUAUUCUAGACAGUCUUGUACAUAUAUUAGAAGACUGUAAGAGGAGUGAAAUAUUAAAACAGGUAUUGAUAUGUUUAAAGAAGAUUAUUGAGGGAUAUCCAGUAUUACAUGUUAUAUAUCCAGAUUUACUAAAAGACUGUCAAGUAUAUUGGCAGAAAAUAUGGUCAGCAACACUGAGAACUGUUAGUUCACAUAGAGCAGAACUAGAAGGUUUACAUGCACCAGGAUUUCAACUCCUUACUGAAUUAAUACAACAACAUCUUAUAGUUCCAGAAAAAUAUGUCUGGAAUUUAUUUCUGCCAUCAAUAUCAACUCCGACAGAAUCAUCAAUUUAUUUUAUAUCAAGAUACAUUAGUUCCUUUGAGUUAGCCGAGAAUUAUAAACCAAGUAUAUUAGGAUCAGGAGAUAUAUCUAACGGUACAUCUCAUCCCUUACGUACACACUUAUUACAUUGGUUAUUACCUAGUACUGAUACCAAUAUAUCAGAUAAACAACGCAUAGUUUGUAAUCCUGAUAAACUAGCGUGUGUUCUAGUAGGGUUAACUUUACGAAAUCCUGAAGCAAUACGUUGUAAACAUACAAAGGAACAAUUGAUGCAGUGGACACACUUAGAAAAUGUAUAUCUAACUAGUAGUUUAGAUUGUGAGUUAGAGUUUGAGAAGAGUGUUGAAUGUAAAGAUAUAAAAGAACAAGUUAAAACGUGUAAUAUAACUGACCUUUAUGAUUUAUUACAACGUUUAUUACACAAUGAAUGUAGAUAUUACAAUGAUAUAGCUGAAGAUCAGCUUUCAACUUUAGAAAAUAUGGCUCUAUUAUGUUCACUAUUGUCUAAAACUGUGUAUUAUUUAUUGGAAUAUGAUGUAUUAACGGAAGUAACAUGCCAAUCUUGUAAUAUAAUAACAGAUUUAAAACAGUUAUUAUCAAAGUUUUCAACAUGGUUAUGUGACUAUAAAAGUAGAGAUGGUGUAAAUAGAUUGACAACAGUUCUAUCUAAUUUACAUCACAUGUUUACACUACCAUCACUGUCCCAUUCAGCUUUUAUCAUUCAAGAAUUGAAUAGAAAAUUAACACCUUCAAGACUACUGGAUACAUUGAUAGAAAUAGCCAUGGAUAAGUUGCCAAGAUCAAACAGUAAAACUGAUAAUAUAUUUGGACGUCCAGACAGGCAGAGUAGUUCUUCUAGUAGACGACCAGUUAUUGAUGAUCUUGAUGAUCUGGGCUUUGGUGAUACACCAAGUUUACAGAACCAGUCAGAAGAUUUAAUGGAAAUAGACAGUGAAAUUCCUGAUAGUCAAGAUUCUGAUGAAGUCAAAGAUCAAACAAAAGUGUGUGUAAGCUUAUUAAAUUCUGAUAGUUUAACAGAACAUCAGUCAAUACGACUACAAGUGAUAAAUCUAUUAUGUUUAUGGUGUAGUCAUAAUAAGAAAAAUGCUAGUUUACCUAUAUCUAUACAAGCUAGUGUAGAAACUAGUUUUAUCAGAAAUAAACUCACAGAGUUAUUAGAUGAAUCUAAUUUUGAUUGUGACAAGGCAAUAGAUCUUCAAAUAUUACGAUGUUUAGUUUAUGUUUUGACAUCAGACAGUCAUAAAGUAACAGAAAAAGAUCUAGAAAACCUUACUGAUGGUCUCAGGCAAGUGGCAAGGUUCCAGAGAAGAGAUGAAGAUAUCAUAUUACUGUGUUUAAAGUUAUUAAAGAUAUUGAUUAGUUAUUGUAUAGACUAUGAUGAUAUGCCAAGUACAGUACAACUAGAGUGUAGAGAUAUUUUACUACAUUUACUAAGUGCUUAUUGGAAAUUAAAACAAGAGGGACAAUAUACAUAUUCUGUUAGAUUAAUGGUGGCUAUCUGUAUGGAAACAUUCGUUAAGGCUGACCCCAACAGAGAAUGGAGUAAAAUUAAAACCAGGGGCAAUAAUAAUAACAAUACUACUGAAGAAACCUCCGUUAUUGAAGAGUUACCUAAAUGUUUGAAUGAUACUAGUCAUGAAGUUAGAUUAUUUGCUUCUAGUGCAAUAAAAAGAUUAUUUUUUAAUGAUAAUAAUCAGCAAAUUGAUGAUAAAAUGUUUGUGUUAAUUUAUCAGAUGUGCAAUGAUCUUCUAGACUUACCAGAUAAAAUAUCAGCUGAUAGAAAACUUGAUGAAGUUAGAAAUCGUACCUCUACAUUAUUACUAACAUUAUCUACUACUGCUAUAUAUAGUCAACUGGUAGAGAAAAAAGCUGUUUUUGCUUUCUGUCAGAUGAUUAGAGAGAAAGGAAUAGAGAUUCAUCUUGUUAGAAAGAUCCUGUGUAAAAUAGCUAGUAAAUUAGGGUAUAAAAAUGUGUCCAGUUUUCUCACCAGCCAUCUACCAUAUUUAAUCAACCAGUGGUUACAGUUGUGUUAUCCUAUAGCCGAAUUUCCUUAUCAGCUUUUACAACUAACUGAUAUAAAAGAGUUUUAUAGGAGAUAUCAAACUAUAUUGAUACCAGAGUUAUUUAUGAAGAAAGAUAUGGGCAGUAUAGAGAAGCUGUGUGGGGAUAUAGAAGAGAAUAUGAAUGAUAUUAUAAUCAGCUGUAUACCACGUAUUACUAUCUAUAUAUUACCAUUAUUUGCUGCUUCAAGUAGUAAAGAAUUACAGUCAGAUGUCAAUGUGAGAAAACGUAUUGCUCUAGCUACAGCUUCUUAUGAGAAAUUGUGUCAACUAAUUACUAAAGAUACAUUGAGUAAAAGAAUCAGUGAGAAUAUAGAUGUUAUUGUUGUCAAUGUUUUAAUGUGUCUACAUAAUGAUACAGACUCUAAAAGGCCAGAACCAAAUCCACCAUAUUAUAACCAAUAUAUAAUAAUCUCCACCUUAGAUUAUUUAACAAAUAGUUUUUCUUGUAGUAAAUCAUUGAUAUCUGUAUUAAUCAAAUCACAGGAUGCAAUACAGAAGAUAUUACUGGAUCUAUCUGUAUCUAUAUCAAAUGAACAUAGAUUACAUGAAAAACAUAGAAUAUUAGAGAUUUAUCAGCUGUUUGUAAAGUUAUUGUUGAAAGUAUUUCACGAGAAACUGGGUGGUAGUUGGGCGUUUGUUUUACGAGAUGUUAUUUAUAGACUGGUUUAUAUCAUUAUAGAUCUACGUACUCAGAGAAAUGGAAACAAUAUACAGCAUGUUGAUACUACAUUAGAGAUAUGUUUAUCAUUAUUAUUUGAUGUCUGUCAAGUUUCUGUUGAACACUGUCCUCAGGAACUGUGUAAAUAUCUCAGACUUAUUAUCAGUAAUAUUAUCAUCUGUAUGGACUAUGGUGGUAAUAUACAAGAUAGAGUAAAAGAUGUAUUGAAGUUAUUAGUGAUACAGAAUACUAAAGUUAUGAAAUCUGGAAUAUUACGUUUAGAUUCAUUCCCUGAUAAUAAUGUUAAUUUCAAAUCAUUACUUCAAAUACAGAAAAAAUUGAAAUAUGGCAGAGAUUCAUUCACUUUUGAUCAGGAAAUAGAGUAUUUUCUGGAGGUUUGUGAGGAAAGUGAAAGUAGAAGAUGUAGUUAUGUAGAGUUAUUAAAACAUCUAUAUCAACAGUUAUUAAAGAAUGAUUGUACUGGUCUAAUAAAACAACUUCACCUUACUACUGACAAAAGAAGUAAUAUAUUUUUACGACUAAUAAGACAGUUAUUAACGUUGUUACAAUAUGGAAGUAAAGAGGAGAAGAUAGAGUCAGCUAGAUGUUUAGGUGUUAUAGGACCAGUUGAUCUUUCAGUCUUAUCAUUAUCUAAACAUACCAAUCAACCUAGUCUACGUACAGCUCUACAGGUCUAUAAUGGUGAUACUGACUGUGAGAAAUACUGUUAUAUAUUCCAUCAGUUAGACCAGUAUCUAUGUGAUCCCAGUAUCAACAUAGUCCAAUGUACUAGUGAUGUAUUAAAGAAUAUACUGGCCACAAAAACUGGUAUAAGUUUUUCAACUGAAUAUAAAGCUAAACUAGCAGAUAAAGAUCAUCUAUUUCAUUAUCUACAUCCAUUUAAACCUAAGAAUAAGACACCAACAACUUCCCCAGCACCUAUAUCUAGAGAUGUAUUUAGUAAUACUAUAGAUAAAGAAGAAUUAUGGACCCCAGUAAUGGUAGAUCAUGAUAGCUGGAUAACUAAAUUAACCUGUAAUUUAUUACAAUCACAAGCUGUACAUGAUGAUAUUCUAUAUCUCUUACAUCCUAUCGCUUUAUUAAAGCCUGAGUUAUGUGAAUUGAUAUUGCCCUAUAUAAUAUAUGAUAUACUAGUACAUGGUAAUAAGACACAUAAAGAUAUCUUCUCUACUAGAAUAGAUUCCUUCUUUAAAUCACAUAGUGAUAAAGAUGGAUCACCUCAUUCUAUAAGUAGAAAUAAGAAAUCUGUUAAAACUAUGCUUAGUGUAAUACAAUAUCUGAGACAACAAGAUAGGCCUAGACAGGAACAUCAAGUAAAGACACCGUGGGAUAAUAAUUUCUGGUUAAGUGUGAAUUAUUUCAAUCUAUCAGUAGCUGCCCACUAUUGUUCCUCUCAUUUCAUGUCAUUACUCUACAGUGAAAUAUGGUGUGAUAUUCUCAAAGAAGAGAUGCCUGGUAGAAAUUCCCAGUCACAAGGAAACAGUCAGGAUUUCGUGAGUAAUAUUGAUGAUAAUAUAUUACAAGAAUUAAUGUUAGAGACAUACAGAUGUAUUGGUGAUCCUGAUGGUAUUUAUGGUUGUGGUGCUGGUCAGCUAGCUGAAUCAACUUCCAGAAUCAAAACAUACAUGCAUGAAAACCGUUGGGAUAAAGCAGUAGUAACAUAUGAUAUAGAAACAGAUCUCCAUUCUCAACAGUUUGGCUUUUAUCAAUCAGUACAAGAGUUUGGCGCAAGUCAUCUUUUGAAUUCCUGUUUACAAGGAAAUGUAGCAAAGGGAGCUAUACUAACUCCACAAAUUGAAGAGUUACAAUAUGAAGCUGCAUGGAAAACUGGACAGUGGAAUUUGGAAGCACCAAUGAGAUUUGAGAAAGGAGUUGGUUUUCAUCAAGGUAUCUAUAGUUGUUUAGAAGCUGUUAAAAAUGAUCAGACUAUGUUGAUAGAGAAAGCUACAACUUCAGUCAGAGAAGAAAUUGUGAACGCUGUUCAACUAUAUGGUAAUUGUUGUCAGAAUGUCUAUCCUGUAUUAUCACAAUUAAACUGUUUACAUCAACUCGAUCAAUUCAACCAAAUAUUAUCAAGCAAUGGUGAUCUAUCCAAUUUAUUUUACCAAUGGAAUAAUGAAAUACUUGCCCCAGAUUUCCACUAUAUAGAACCUAUAUUAAUUCUACAAUCAGCCAUUAUUAAAACACUGAAUAAUGAUGAUCUCCAAGACAACUUAUUUCACAGUUUACUUCACCUUUCUAAACAAGCUCGACAGGCUAGCAGGUUUCAGAUAUCAGAAAGAGCUAUCUAUGAUCUACAUAAACUAGACAAUAAUCUCAGUUUUAUAUUGUUAACACAAAUGGAAGAGGCGAAGCUAUACUGGGCUAGAUCAGAAAUAAACAUAGCUAAAAAUCUCAUCAAGACACUUCUUAGUAGACUCGAAAGGCUACAAGAUGUCAAUGAAACAGCAGUUACACUAUUACCACAAGCGUUAGGAACGUAUGGUAACUGGUUAGCAGAGACUAGAUCAGAGAAUCCUACUGUUAUUAUGGAAAACUAUUUAGAAAGGACUGUACAAAUAUUACAUGAAAAUGAUGAUAAAACAACCUGUCUAGAGGCGUAUUUAUCAUUAGCUAGGUUUGCUGAUACUCAGUAUCAGAAUAUAGUGAACUAUAUGAAAUCUAGUACGUACGAAUCUAAACAAGCUUUAUUGAAGAAAGCAAAACAAGAUGUAGAGGACUAUAAAAUGGUUUCUUCUGAUAAAGAUAGAUAUUUAAGAAUUCUAGAAAAACAAUCUGAAUUAGAUGAAAAAGAGUUAAGAUCAAUGAAAGAAGAUAGAAGCAAGUUUCUGAUCAAAGCAUUAGAGUUUUAUAUCAAAUGUCUACAGUGUGGUGAUAAAUAUGAUUUGCGAAUAUUUCGUGUGAUAUCAUUAUGGUUUGAUGAUAGUAAUUCUACUGAUGUUAAUGGAUUAUUAGCUGAUAAUAUAGAGAGUAUUAAAUCCUAUAAAUUUCUACCAUUGAUGUAUCAGUUAGCAGCUAGAAUGGGAUCAGAAAGUAAAGGUUUAUCAUUAUUCCAUAAAGUCUUGAAUCAGAUAUUAGAAAGAACAGCUAUAGAUCACCCACACCAUGCUCUAUCUAUAAUCUUAGCUCUAGCUAAUGCUAAUAAAGAUAUGGAUUAUAUUCAACAAGCUAAAUCUAGUAAACGGUCCAGUAAUGGUAAAUCAUCUGAUACUGGUACGAAAGAAGAGGAUAGAGUACAAGCUGCUAAAAACAUGAUAACUAGAUUAAAAUUAGUUGAUAAAAUCAAGAAUAUUAUACUGGAUCUAGAGAAACUAUCAGAUGCUUAUAUCGAACUAGCUAAUACUAAUGUUGAACAACAUAGAAAAGAAUCAAGAGCCAUCAAUUUACCGGACAAUUUAUCUAUAACAAAGAUGAAGAAUCUAACUAAUGUAGCUUUUCCUACUAUUGACACCAAAGUUAAUGGUAGCUGUGAUUAUGAUGAUAUUGUUUAUGUACAAGGUUUUGAGAAGAAUUACAAACUAGCUGGUGGUAUCAAUCUACCUAAAAUUAUAACUUGUACUGGUUCUGAUGGUAUAGGUCGAAGACAGUUAGUCAAGGGAAAGGAUGAUCUACGACAAGAUGCUGUGAUGCAACAAGUAUUUGGUAUGGUGAAUAAUUUACUACGGAAAGAUUCUGAAACAAGAAAACGUAACCUACAUAUCAGACAAUAUAAGGUUAUACCUCUAUCACAGCGUAGUGGAUUAUUAGAAUGGUGUGAAGGUACACAACCACUAGGUGAUUAUUUAAUAGGUAAUUCAUCUAACAAAGGGGCUCAUCAACGUUACAGACCUCAAGAUUUAGUUCCUAUUGAUGCUCGCAGAAAAUUAGCAGCUGUCCAUGAUUCUGCUGAUGUAAGAAAGAAAUAUAAAACAUAUAAAGAUGUUUGUGCGAAAUUUAAACCAGUUUUUCGUCACUUCUUCAUGGAGAAAUUCUUCCAACCAGCUUUAUGGUUUGAGAGAAGACUAGCUUAUACUAGAAGUGUGGCUACUAAUUCUAUUGUUGGUUAUAUUCUGGGACUGGGUGACAGACAUGUUCAAAAUAUACUAGUCGAUUGUAAUACUGCAGAAUUAGUUCAUAUUGAUUUAGGUAUUGCUUUUGAACAGGGUAAAAUAUUACCUACCCCUGAAACUGUAUCAUUCAGACUAACACGAGAUAUUGUUGAUGGUAUGGGACCAACAGGUGUUGAGGGUGUCUUCAGAAGGUGCUGUGAGAAGACAAUGGAAGUUAUGCAUACCAACCAAGAAUCGUUAAUGACUAUAGUACAAGUAUUACUGUAUGAUCCACUGUAUGUAUGGACUCUAUCACCACAGAAAGCUCAUGCUCUACAACUACGACAGAAUCGCGAUGUUGAAGAUUUAGAUGUGACCAAUAAUGAUAUGAAUGAUAUCACUAAUACUGAUGAUAGAUCUGCUGCCAGUCAAGAACAAGUAAAUAAAUUGGCUGAGAGAGUGUUAUUAAGAUUACAACAGAAGCUACAGGGUAUAGAGGACAGUGUUCAAUUGAGUAUAUCAGGUCAAGUUAAUCUUCUGAUUGAAGAGGCAAGAGAUCCUAAAAAGCUUUGUCGUUUAUUUCCUGGUUGGCAACCACAUCUAUAA